This is a messenger RNA of Saccharomyces paradoxus, 936 nucleotides long. RefSeq names its product Pho86p (gene PHO86). Lineage: Eukaryota; Fungi; Ascomycota; Saccharomycetes; Saccharomycetales; Saccharomycetaceae. The transcript has a single exon. The record is from RefSeq and is a predicted model, not a curated record. The coding region runs from base 1 to 936 and encodes 311 amino acids.
AUGGCAGUUCAACAAAGAAAUAAGAAUGCCGGCAGAAAGUCCGAUAAAAAUGCCCCAUCAGUUCCACAGGUAGAUGCAUCAUUAGAUAAACCGCUUGAUGUUGAUGCUCCUCCUACCAUCUACAGUGUUAGUUUGAAGCCAGAAUAUGGCACAGCUGCAUUAAAUUUGUCCGCCGAUUUUAUCAGACAAGAACAGGCGUUGGCCAAUAAGUAUUUGUUCUUCCAUCCCGUCAUCCUUGUUGUCCUAACCAUUGGGCUGCUUAUUUACUUGACUCCAAGGAUUGUCUUUCCGAUAAGGAACACAGGGUCUAUCGCCGGGUGGUUCUACCAGCUGGCUCGUAUUAAUAAGAAAGACGUCCUCACUGGCUUAGUGUUCACUGCAAUCGGUGCUUCUUUCUUGUUCACCCUACUUUCUCGUGUAUCCGACUCAUAUUUCAAGUCCAAGAUCAGCCAACUUGUUGGCUCUAAGGGUGAGAAAGUUUUUGGUAUCAACUUGAACGAUUUGGUGGCGAAACACGAAACGGAAGAUCCAGUAGUGAAGAACACACAUAUCAUAGUUUAUAGGGAAACACCCAUUGCAUUGAUUUCGUUGGCCCCCAACUUGACUCUAACUAACGAUGAUAACUUAGUCAUGAGUGUUACUACUGUGGGUUGUCGUCGUGUAUAUGUAAAAAGUGGCAUUAUCGAAGAUUUGAUUGACUGGGCUAUGUUACAUUCCAAAAAUAUUAGAAAUAACGGCAAAUACGGAGAGACUAUGAAGCUUUUGAUUGAUGUCUACUCUUUCGAUAGCACGCUUAGGGAAAUCCUGAAGAAAAAAGGGUUCACUUAUAUUAAAAGCAUUAGAGUCUCUGAAAACCGAUUACUAGGCGGUUUGUUCGGUGUCAAGAAGGAAUUGUGGGGUCUGCAAUUCCACUUCAAAACCGAACGCAAGGACUAG